AGUUUUGCCACAGACGCGCAAUGAUCUCGCUGGCGCAUGUCAAGUCGAGCCAGGCCGAGGCCGAGAAGGCCGUGCCCACCCGCAGGAUAGCCUGGCCCGGCGGCAAUCUCGUCUCCAACAAGGAAGAGGCCCUGCGCAAGUUCAUGGAGCGCAAGAAGGCGAUCGCGGAAGGGCGGUCGACGUCGUCGUCCGCGUCGGCAAGUCCAUCCAAGGCGUCGUCCCACCAAACGACGUUCCACGUCAAUGGGCGCAAGCGCACCGUAGGACACAAGGUGCAGCCGCAUGGUCCAUCCAAGGCGCUGCACACGAAGAAGCGCGACUACAAGCACACGAUGAAGGACACGGUGACGUUCAAAAGCACCAACGUCAAGGCCGCCGCCUCCUCGAAAGGAAAGGCGUCCGCGAAGCCGCUGCCGACCGUGAGCAAGCUCUCCAUGUCCCUCGACGACAUUGUACGCAAGUCGAGCAAGUGAAGCGAGCAGCAACACCAUGCAUGUCAAUGUACUACUUCAUCGUGCCCUUCUUCUACCACACGGACAAGCAUCUCGAGACUACUCGGCCUUGCGAUCCGAGAUGGUGACGUCGACGGUCGAUGAUGCCUUGAUCUUGAUACGGUUGAGCUCGAGCAGCGCUUCGACGAACGCGUUGCCGCCGUGGACCGCGUCGUCCAUGAGCACGAUGUUGCAGCGGCGCAACGCA
This is a messenger RNA of Saprolegnia parasitica CBS 223.65, 699 nucleotides long. RefSeq lists its product as hypothetical. Lineage: Eukaryota; Oomycota; Saprolegniomycetes; Saprolegniales; Saprolegniaceae. The transcript has a single exon. The coding region runs from base 21 to 473 and encodes 150 amino acids. The record is from RefSeq and is a predicted model, not a curated record.